This is a messenger RNA of Sporothrix schenckii 1099-18, 3132 nucleotides long. Its product is annotated as mannosyl-oligosaccharide alpha-1,2-mannosidase. Gene Ontology annotation, cellular component: Golgi membrane; endoplasmic reticulum. The coding region runs from base 1 to 3132 and encodes 1043 amino acids. The transcript is spliced from 2 exons. Gene Ontology annotation, molecular function: mannosyl-oligosaccharide 1,2-alpha-mannosidase activity; calcium ion binding. NCBI's taxonomy places the organism in Eukaryota, Fungi, Ascomycota, Sordariomycetes, Ophiostomatales, Ophiostomataceae. Gene Ontology annotation, biological process: N-glycan processing; carbohydrate metabolic process. The record is from RefSeq and is a predicted model, not a curated record.
AUGGCAUUCCUGCGAUUCAGAAGGUACCGCGUGUAUAUCUUUGCCGCCGUCUUCUUCCUCUUUCUCGUAUUUCGCCUAUCGAGCAACUCUCAGUUAAACGCCCAUCAUACCACGAUCUACAAGGGCUACUCAGCUCCGCCCGAUGGCGAGUCAAGUGCGGGACGCGGCAGCAGCAGCAGCAGCAGUCAUGACAGUGCAAGCGGCAAUUUCGGCGCGGGCACCCCUGCUCAAGAUGCUCCUCCUUCCCUGGGGUCACCAGACGUGAGUGCUCCGAAAGUGCCCGCUGAAAAGGAACCCGAGAAGGUGGCUGCGUCCGCACCGCAGUCAAUGCACAUUCCUCAAUUGCACACGAGCCUCGAGAUCAAGGGCUCUUACGGCCUGCCUACGGGUCCUCGGUCGCAAAAACCGACCGCCCCACAACAAACGGACGCGGCAGCUUCCGCACCGAAGGAGGAUGGUGCUUUCGACUCCAACCGUGUUCACCAAGUGGAUCCCCCAGCUACCCAUCAGGAAACCGCUGUCCCGGUCGUCGCAGACGCCACUGCCAAGGCAAGGCCUAUUCUCUCAACAAGCGUCAUUCACUGGAUGAAGAUGGCCGAGCACUUCCCCAUCCCCGAAGAAUCUCUCAUUCUGCUUCCCACUGGCUCACCAAUGCCUAUCCCCAAGAUCCAGCACAAGUUUGCAGCUGAACCCGACGCCACCCGUGAGAUCCGUGAAUCACGCCUCGCUUCGGUGCGCGGCGAGAUGCAGCAUGCGUGGUCCGGCUACCGCACCUAUGCUUGGACCCACGACGAGCUUGCUCCCGUCAGCAAGGGUUUCCGCGAUCCAUUUUGCGGUUGGGCUGCGUCUCUCGUCGAUGCUCUGGACACACUGUGGAUCAUGGGAAUGCACGAUGAGUUUGACGAGGCAUACGAGGCCGUCAAGGAUAUUGAUUUCACCACCACUCCGUUCCGCAGCGAGAUCCCCGUCUUCGAGACCAUCAUCCGCUACCUAGGCGGUCUCAUUGCCGCGUACGACGUUUCGGGAGGUGAAAAGGGCAAAUACCCUGCUCUCCUGUCCAAGGCGGUGGAACUGGCCGAAAUCCUCAUGGGUGUCUUCGACACCCCCAACCGAAUGCCAAUUCUUUACUACCAUUGGAAGCCUGCCUUCUACUCCCAGCCCAAGACUGCGUCCAGCAGUGUCAGUGUGGCCGAGCUCGGUUCCAUGAGCAUGGAGUUCACACGCCUGGCCCAACUGACUGGCCACAGCAAGUACUAUGACGCCAUUGCCCGCAUCACCGACGCCUUUGAAGAUUGGCAAAACCGCGUCAACGGAACCGCCAUAGCCGGUAUCUUCCCUGAGCAUGUUGAUGCAUCCGGUUGCAACAGGACAGCUGCCGCUAUACAGGAGGCAGAGAAUGCAAGCAAACUAGCAAAGGCCCAGGUGGCUGCUGCCAACGAUAUUGAGACCGAACCGGUAGGCUACAAACCAAGCCAACCGAAUUCUGAUCCUAUGGUGGCCCAGGACAAGGUGGCGAUUGCAAAGACGAUGCCUCCGGAUCUUGAAUUCCGCGUCAACUCAGCCACGAAGCCAGGUGAGCCGGCGACCGGCGAGUUUCGCAAGGUCGACGACGUCGCCUCCGCAUCAGUUGGUAAACGUGACGUGGGCGACGCGGUGUCCAAGGGGGCCGCCCCCAACGACGCUACGGCACGAGUCGCUGUCGCGCCUGACGAGGGCAAAACGCCACCCGGUUCCAAAAUAAUGGCUGGUUCCGACGUGCAGCAUGCCAAUAAACCGGUGUCGGCCCCUAUCGCUGCAAAUGGCAAGGUCGCCAAAUUCGAUUGCAUCCCACAAAACCUGACGGCUGGAGGUUAUGGCAUGCAAACAUACAGCAUGGGUGGAAGCCAAGAUUCCACCUACGAGUACUUUCCAAAGCAAUACAUUUUACUCGGUGGCCUCGUUCCCAAAUACCAGGCCAUGCACGAAAAGGUGGUCGAUGCAGUCAAGAAAUAUCUGCUUUACCGUCCGUUAAUAAAGGACGACCGGGACAUCCUGUUCUCGGCAAAGGUGUCUAGUCGGGACGGCACAGACAAAGACAUGACCUACAACUACGAAAUCACACAUUUGACCUGCUUCCUCGGAGGCAUGUUUGCCAUGGGCGGCCGUAUCUUCAACCGGCCGGAGGAUGUCAAGAUUGGCGGCAAGCUGGCCGACGGCUGCGCCUGGGCAUAUGAAGCGAUGCCUAUGGGAAUCAUGCCCGAAGGCUCGAUCAUAACUCCGUGCGCAAACAUGACGAACUGCUCGUGGAACCAAAGUACCUGGUACGAAAAGCUUGACCCCAACAUUGCCUGGCGAACCAAGCAGAUGCUCGAUUACGAAGAGCGUAUGAAAACGUGGGCCAAAGAGAGCGACGAGAUCAAGGAGUUGCAACGAGCGCGCGCCGAGGAGCUUGAGCGUGAGCGACAGGCUACUCUGGAAGAAGCGUUGGCCAACGAACCGUCAUCGCCGGCGGAUGCAGUAGGACUUGCGCCCGGCCCCGAAACACCUGUUGGCACCGCCAACAUUGGCAAGCGCGCAGUUGGCGGGGCCGACAAGACACCGGUUACGGCGGCAGAUGCAGUGGCCAUCAACGAAAAGGAAAAGGUACUUCAGGGUGAUCUAGACCUUAACGCUGAUGCUGCCGCCGUGCCAAAGGCGGCAGCCCCUGCCAAAAAACCGCUUCCCGAACUAGUCAUCCCGCCCAUGCCUGUACGCCCUGAAACACACGAGGAGUUCGUUCAGAAUCGCAUUGAGCGUGACAAUCUCGUCCCUGGCUUUAUCAGCAUGAACGACAGGCGAUACAUUCUUCGGCCCGAGGCAAUCGAGUCGGUGUGGUACAUGUACCGCAUUACGGGCGACUCGUCGUGGCAGGAGAAGGGCUGGCGCAUGUUCCAAGCUGUGAUUCACGCCACGCGGACGGAGUACGGUCACAGCGCCAUCGCCGACGUCUUAAGAGAUCCCAAGGACGAACCGGUUCAGGUCGACAAUAUGGAGAGUUUCUGGUUCGCCGAGACGCUCAAGUACUUUUAUCUGUUGUUCACCACGCCCGAUGUCAUCAGCCUGGACGAUUACGUCCUGAACACCGAGGCGCACCCUUUCAAGCGACCGACAUAA